This is a messenger RNA of Diuraphis noxia (Russian wheat aphid), 1668 nucleotides long. Its product is annotated as kelch domain-containing protein 4. The record is from RefSeq and is a predicted model, not a curated record. Gene Ontology annotation, molecular function: protein binding. Lineage: Eukaryota; Metazoa; Arthropoda; Insecta; Hemiptera; Aphididae.
AUACAAAGUACAAAAUAUAUUAGUCAUCGUUUGAUUCUUUUUUUUUUGAGUAAUUUAAAUAAAGAAUUUUGAUUUUUGAUUUCUAGAUAGUAGAUAGUAUUAACUGACAAAUUAAAAAGUUUAGUUCUGUAUAGCAUAAAUUAAUAUUGAUUUUAUAUUCACCAGUCAAUAAUUAUAUUAAAAAGUGAAUAAAGAUUAGUCGUAAUGGGAAAAAAUAAAAAAAAAGGAGCAUCACGCAUCGAAAAAGCAUCUGCUAAAAAAGAAAAAAAAAUAGCUCAAAGGAUCAAAAAAGAUAUAGGAAAAAUUGGAGAGCCUGAGGUAUCUACUAUAGUGGCUCAUAUUGAGGCUAAAAACAAGUCAAAAAUUAAAGUGACUGAAACAAAAAUUGAUAAUCCAUCAAGGAGAUCAAAUUUUUCAUUUGUUCCACAUCCAGAUAAAGAUGAAAUUAUUCUAUUUGGUGGUGAAUUCCAUAAUGGUAAAAAUACGAUAAUGUACAACGAUUUAAUAUUUUAUAAUAUUAGUCAUAAUACAUGGACGUUAGUGGAUGCUCCUGGUGCACCACCUUCUAGAUCAUCUCACUCUGCAGUAAGUGUUGCUGUAGAUAAUGGACAGUUGUGGAUUUUUGGUGGAGAAUUUGCUAGUCCUUCAGAAUAUCAAUUUUAUCAUUAUAAUGAUUUAUGGGUUUUUGGACUAAAGAAUCGAAAUUGGACAAAAAUUAUGGCUGAAGGAGGACCUUGCGGUCGUAGUGGGCACAGAAUGGUACUUAGCAAACGUCAUUUGGUAUUAUUUGGCGGAUUUCAGGAUAAUACUCAUAAUUAUCAAUAUUUUAAUGAUUUAUAUGCAUUCAGUUUAGCUGACUAUAAAUGGAAAACUAUCAAAACUUCUGGACAAGCCCCUUCACCAAGAUCUGGUUGUCAAAUGUUUGCUAUGGAGGAUGGUAGAAUUAUAGUAUAUGGUGGUUAUUAUAAAGAAAAAGUAAAAAAAGAUUAUGACAAAGGAACAAUUUUAAUUGAUAUGUACAUGUUGACUCCUGAAAAAGGCGAUACAGAUUUUUCAAAUUAUCGUUGGUCAAAAGUGAAACAAGCUGGUUCUUUACCAACUGCUCGUUGUAGUUUAUCUGGUUCACCAAUCUCUGGACAUAAUAAGGCAUAUAUAUUUGGAGGUGUUUAUGAUGAAGAAGAGGGAGAAGACGAUUUAACUAGUACAUUCUAUAAUGAUUUAUAUAUGUUAGAUUUGGAACAAAAUACACCCACUUGGAGAUUAAUUUCAGUUAAAGAACAACCGAACAAAUUAACAUCUGAAGAACCUCAAAGUUUGAUCAAUUCAGAGAAACCAACUCCGCGAUCACAUAGUGGACUUGCAUUUAAACAUAAUACUUUGUUUGUCUAUGGUGGAAUUGUUGAAAAAGGCUCAAAAACACUAACACUUAAUGACUUUUAUUCAUUAGACAUCAAAAAGUUAAAAAAAUGGAAUGUGAUUUGCAAUGAUGAUAUUUUAAAAACUGUGAAUUCAGACAGCUCUGAUGAUAAUAUGUCGACUGAUGACUCGAGUUCAGAAUCUUCAGAAUCUGAUGCAUCAUCAUCUUCAGGACAAAUGGAAACUGAUUGAUUUAAAAUUUACCAUUGUGGAAAUAACUUUGAAAGAUAUAAUAUAUUGUUUGAUUAUUAU